Didymosphaeria variabile is the source of this 303-nucleotide messenger RNA. RefSeq lists its product as uncharacterized. The coding region runs from base 1 to 303 and encodes 100 amino acids. Lineage: Eukaryota; Fungi; Ascomycota; Dothideomycetes; Pleosporales; Didymosphaeriaceae. The record is from RefSeq and is a predicted model, not a curated record. The transcript has 2 exons.
AUGGAAGCGAAUCCCCUUGCCAACGCUGAUGGUUUCUUUCCAUUUGCACGGAAGAUGCUGCUUGAUGCUCACAAGCGAUCUGGGAAUGAGGCAUUAGCAGACGGGAUUGUCGGCGAGAUUGCACAGCCGAGCGAGAUGCUUGACGUCACGUCGAAGAAGGCUAAGGAGAUCCAAGGUAGAGCAAAGAUGGGCGUUUAUAGGCUGUUGAGAAACGAGCGCCGGGGUGAGGCGUCAGAAGCGUUCCUGAAGAUUAGCUACGUACAUGGGAAAGUUACGAACCCGCCUCUGAAGGCCAAGAUCUAG